CUGAAAGACAGUGAAACCAUGACAAAGGAAGAAGAUGGGAAGACAAGACUGGCUGGAUGGGGGAGCAAUGCUCAAAAGAUGCUGGGUAAUGUCACCGGCACUGUCACUGGUACUGUCACAGGCCUGGUGCAAACCGUUCGGAAUAAAAACAGUCAAGGUCCCACGGAAAAUCAUGAGAUAUUGCUGAAAACUGAAAUGGAGUUCCACCAAGCAGCCAAGACAAAUAAUGUGGAUAAAAUGACCCAGCUCAAAGGACGGAAAGUGAACAUCAAUGCUAAGAAUGCUCUGGAUCGUACAGCUCUUCACUUUGCUGUGGCUGGAUGCCAUUACCAGGCAAUAUCUUUUCUGCUAGGCAACAAAGCGCGCGUAGACGUUGCUGAUAAACAUGGUCUCACAGUCUUGCACUUGGCUUCCUGGUCCGCUGACGUAAGCGUUAUGCAGAUGUUGAUUAAAGCUGGAGCAAGUCAAAAAGCUACAAAUCAGGAUGGAAUGAAUGUUUUGCAUUUUGCCGCCCAGAAUGAUAAGAAUGAAAUAGUGGAUUAUCUCCUGAAGGAAUUACAGCUUCAAGAUUUAGUCACCAAGGACAAGAGAGGUAGGGAGCCCUUUCACCUAGCAGCUGAAAAUGGCCAUAUUAAUAUGAUCAACAAUCUUCUCAAUAUGGGCAUAUUUACGUCAGAGCCUGAUAAGGAUGGUAACACGGCUCUUCAUAUGGCUGCCGCUAAUGGUCACGAUGCAGUUAUAAGAGUUCUGCUGGAGAAAUGGGAAGAUAAAGAUAAAGACUGCCUGAACUCGAAUGGGGCCACACCAUUUUACCUGGCAGUGGAAGGAGGGCACGAAUCUUGUGCCAAUCAGUUACUGGAGCAUGGAAGCAACAUCAACACUAUAACCUAUGAUGACUACACAGCAUUGCACAUAGCAGCAGAAAAGGGUCACACAUCCCUGGUCACUUUUCUUAUUAGGAACAACAUUGAUAUGACUCCAAAACCUAAUGAUAGGAUCCCUCCGAUCCAUUUGGCUAUCAUGAAUGAUCAUAUUGAAAUAGUGGAUGUUUUUAUGGAGGCUGGAUAUGAUAUUAACGCCAUUAAUGGGAGGCAACAGACUCCUUUGCAUCUAGCAGCUGAACUGAAGAACACAGAUUUAGUGGAGAGGCUUCUUAUAGCUGGCUGUGAUCUCAGGAUUGAGGACAAGCAAGGUAAAACGGCACUAGGAGUAGCGGAAAGAAGCAAUCACACCCUGAUCGCUGAUAUGAUUAUUAAAGCAGAAAGAUACAACACAUGCAAAAAGGGGCUUAUAGAAGAUAUUAGCUGUGAGGAAUUUAUGACAUUCAAACAAGACCACUCAUUACAGACCAGCCAUGUCCGUUCAGCUCUUUGGAGUUUGGCGUAUGAGCAGCUAAAGCCUGAUGAAUGGAAGACUCUAGCGAUACUGUGGAUGUUCACCGAGCCACAAAUUAAAGCCAUUGAAACACAAUGGACAGGUAAAGCAAGUUACAAGGAGCAUGGCCAUAGGAUGUUACUCAUCUGGUUACAUGGGAUUUUGCUAAGAAAAGAAAAUCCAAUUAAGGCUUUAUAUGAAGAACUUGUUCGAAUGGGACAUCAACAGAUGGCUGAAACCUUUAGAGCACAGUGCAGCGAUGGUGUACAGACUAAGAAGUCACUGAGCCUCCUGUCCAGCGUGGAAGCUUUCCACAUCCUAGAAGGGGCGCCAGCUUCAGGGCACACCAUAUCCAAGCGGCAUUACAUACAGCGAUGA
Molecule: messenger RNA, 1752 nt
Organism: Nanorana parkeri
Lineage: Eukaryota; Metazoa; Chordata; Amphibia; Anura; Dicroglossidae
Gene: ANKDD1B
Product: ankyrin repeat and death domain containing 1B
Exons: 16
Coding region: 19-1752 (577 amino acids)
Biological process (GO): signal transduction
Molecular function (GO): protein binding
Source: RefSeq, a predicted model, not a curated record